UGCACAUCAGAGCAAAAAACCAAGCCAGGAGUGAAAGGAGCUGACUGCACAGCACAGAGACAGGAUUGUGUUGAGGCGUAAAUCAGGGGAAGGCUACAAAUAAAUUAAAAUGUAGUAAUAACAGCUAAGACUCUUCCCAGAGCUGGUUAUUCAGGAGCUGGAGGGCCUUGUUAAGAGUAGUGAUCAACCCGAUGGGCCUUCAAGUUGAGCUCUACAGAUUUCCUGUGUGGAGAAACUCUCAGACGGAGGACAACCAGUAUUAAGGGUCAUGUCUGGAGGACACCAGACACCGCUCAUCACCUGCACAAUACCGUCCCAUCUGUGAAGCAUGGGGGCAGCAGCUGCUGGGUUUACGCUAGGAGUCGCCGCUCCCUCUGCGGAUUUCCAACUGGGGCUCCUGCGCCAUAUUGGCAGUCUCCUCCAUCUCGGCAGACGUCGAGCAUGCACGUCUCUACCCGGUUACUGAGGAGCUCUGUGUAAAUACUCACAGCUUCCUGCGAGCCGCACCGCUUCACCAUGGAGGCCGUCAAAGCCUUCAACAAUGAGCUGUACUCGCUCAACGAGUACAAGCCGCCCAUCUCCAAGGCCAAGAUGACUCAGAUCACCAAGUCUGGAAUCAAAGCUAUAAAAUUCUACAAACACGUUGUCCAGAGUGUAGAAAAGUUCAUACAAAAGUGCAAACCAGAAUACAAGGUUCCGGGGCUUUACGUCAUCGACUCCAUUGUCAGGCAGUCACGACACCAGUUUGGCACGGAGAAGGACGUCUUUGCCCCACGCUUCAGCAAGAAUAUCAUCCCUACGUUCCAGCACCUCUACCGCUGCCCUUCAGAUGAUAAGAGUAAAAUUGUGCGAGUGCUCAACCUUUGGCAAAAGAAUGCUGUCUUCAAGAGUGACAUCAUCCAGCCUCUAUUGGACAUGGCAGCAGGGAUUCCUCCGCCGAGUGUCACCCCUGUCAUGCCAAGCAGCGCUGCCGCGGUCAACAACACUACACCUGGUACCCCAGCUACUCCAGCCACCCCAGCCAACCUAGUCCAGGGUCUGCCAGACUGGGCCUCUCAGAUUACCAACACAGACACUGUGGCUGCUGUGGCACAGAUCCUACAGAGUCCCCAGGGACAACAGCUGCAGCAGUUAGUACAGAGUCUACAGAUGCAGCAACAGAAACCCCAGCCAUCCCUGCUGCAGGCCUUGGAUGCUGGCCUAGUGGUGCAGUUACAAGCUCUGACGGCUCAACUCACUGCAGCUGCUACUGCCAACAGCCUCAACCCCCUGGAGCAGAGGGUUUCCUCCUUUAAUAAAAAACUUUUGGGUCCAUUUGACUUUGGGAAUGAUUCUGAACGUGGCGACGAAUCAAAAAAAGACAGUUCAUCCUCUCAACUACCUAUGGUGUCCGAGCCGAUCAACAGCUCCCUCUUCCACCAGUUAGCAGAGCAACUGCAACAACAGAACCUGGAGCAGUUUCAAAAGCAGCUGUUGGAGCACCAGCAGAAGGCUAUGAGCAUAGAGGGGCAGGAUUCAAUUUUUGGGCAGGAGAACUCUGUUGCGACUGCUCAAAGCAUCAGCCAGCCACAGCUUCCUGAGUCAGAGAACAAGAUGGAUGACUCAAUAGACAACCAACAGCAGGACAUGGAUCUGGACGAGGGCCCAGAUGGAAUGGAGGAGGAGAGCUUUGAGGCGGAGGAGAAGAAGACUGUUAGCACACGCUCCAGAACACGCUCAAGGUCACGCUCCAGGUCCCCCAAGAGGAGGCGAUCUAGGUCCCGCUCUGGCUCACGGAAACGUAAGCAUCGCAAACGGUCACGCUCACGCUCUAGAGAUCGCAAGAGGAAGUCCUCACGGUCUUAUUCUAGUGAGAGACGCGCCCGAGAACGAGAGAAGGAGCGACAGAAGAAAGGGCUGCCUCCCAUAAGAUCCAAGACACUAAGUGUGUGCAGCACAACUCUGUGGGUGGGCCAGGUGGACAAAAAGGCCACUCAGCAAGACCUCACCAAUCUGUUUGAAGAAUUUGGCCAGAUUGAGUCUAUAAAUAUGAUCCCUCCCAGAGGCUGUGCCUACAUCUGUAUGGUCCACAGACAGGACGCAUUCCGAGCCCGCCAGAAGCUCAGCACCGGCUCCUUUAAGAUCGGCUCCAAGAUCAUCAAGAUUGCGUGGGCUCUGAACAAAGGGGUAAAGCAGGAGUACAAGCAGUUUUGGGACGUGGAUCUGGGAGUCACCUACAUACCCUGGGAGAAGGUGAAGCUGGAUGAUCUAGACGACUUUGCUGAAGGAGGAAUCAUUGACCAAGAGACCGUCAACGAUGAGUGGGAAACAGCCAAGAGUGCUGAGCCAGUGAAGGAAGUUACGAGUCAGCAAGUGAGCGCUGAGACCGCAGCUGUAUCAAACUCUCAGACUGAGGCAUACAACCAGCAGGUUACCAUGAUGCCUGUACAGAUCCCAGUUGCCCAGGCGGUUCCCAGUGCAGUAGGUUUGGUACCCCCCACCUACCCUGUCCCCAUGGGUAUACCCCCUCCUGGCUAUGGGCCACCACCACCCUUCAUAAGAGCUGGCUUUAAUGCUGCACAGCCUCCACCAGGUUUUAUGCAGGCAGCACAAACCGCAGGCAUGGCCUCAGCAACUACUUCUCUAGUGCAGCCUUCAGUGGCUACCAGCCAAGAUGCUGUCAAGGAUUCUCUGUUCAGCGCUAUGAUCCCUCCGACCAGCACCAUUCCUGGAAGCUUCAUGCCAUCAGCCCUCCCUGGAGCUGGUGUGUUCAAUCCAGUGGGAAUCCAAACUCAACAAGCCACCAAUGAGAAAACGGCUCAGUCUGCAGAGGGACUAGAUGCUGCUGCAGAGCUCACACUUCAAGGCAUGCAAAAUGCAGUCCGGAGUGGGAUGGGUCUCCUUGGCAUGCACCCUUCAGCUUCCCUUACCCACCCGUUGCAUCAGUCUGGUCUCGCAGGGCAGAGAAUGCCUGGCCUGUUGCCUCUAGAUGUGCGACCCAACCUCCUACAGCCUGGGGCCGCAGCCCGCUUCCCACUCCUCCUGCAGCACGGCCCCACCCAGCAAGCCGUUGGCCUCCUUGAAAGUUCUCUCCAGGCUCAAGCUCGUGCCAGAGCUCCCUUCUCUCAGCUAGACCCCUUCAACAGAGCCCCGAAUCUUACCAAUGAAAAUGUAUCCAAGACAGAAGACAAGUCUUCUGCUAAUGCUGAUGAGGGCAAAGACCAGGACUAUCGCUUCCCCCCGAUGGAAAAGCCGAGCACGGGCCUGCUAAGGACCCCUCCACCAGACCAUAGGGAGACCCUUGGAGGUGGAGCAGGAGGUGGAGCAGCAGGCAGACCUCCUUUGCUCCAGACCCCGGGCUCUCAGCCCCCCAGAACCAGCCUAGUGGGACGACUGCAGGCUCUUGCAGGCUUCACUCCUGAUAACCGGUGGAACCAGGCCAGAGGGGACUUUGAUGAACGAGAUGGGAUGCGAGGAGGCCCACAGGCUCCUGGUGGUCCAAAAGGCUUCCAAGAGGAGCGCCCCACAUCUGGACAAAAUUUCCCCAACCGCUUUGACAGCCGUCCUGGGACAGCAGGAGGAGCUGGGGCUCCUGCAAAUGCUGGUGCUGCUGGUGGGCCACAGACCUGGAACCGAAGUGGUAGCACUACAGCGCCUUUUGACAGCGAAAUACACCAAGACUUAGAUGAGCGAAGACGCCCGUGGGACAGGCAAAGAGACAGAGACGAAAGAGAUUUUGAUUUCAGGAGGGAGUUGAAUGGUAACCGCCACAGCCGAGAGAGAGAUCGUGAGAGGGAGAGGGAGAGAGACAGAGAGCGAGGCCGAGAUCACAGCAGGGAGUUUGAACGGGAGAGAGAGCGUGACAAAGAGAGAGACCGUGAACGUGAGCGUGAACGUGGGGGCUGGACACCUCUCCUUCCUCUUCCUACACCUCUGCUUCCAACUCCACCUCUUAAUCCUAACCUGACCUUGAACCAAGGUAAAAUGCUGGCACCACUCAAAUUAAACCCCCAGAUUCAGCAACGAUUCCAGUCUCCACUCCUGCCUCAAGCUCAGGCCAAACCCCCCCUCAUUGGUCUGAAUCAGCCGCUCCCUCAGGUUCAGAUCAAGACUCCAUCUCCAUCACAGAGCCAAGCAGAUACGCCCGAGGCCCAGUCAGAAACACCAGCUUCGUCUGAGACACCUCAGGCACAGUCGCCACCCGAAGCCCAAUCACCCGAAGCAUCACCUGAUAAUAAAGUUCAGAGCCCGUUGACUGAUGCUCCCAUUCAGGCCAAGUCACCACCACAGUCUGAGACCCCUCCACUGUCAGAAUCCGAAUCUGAAUCACUAUCCCACCCCACAGCCCAGUCCCCCUCCAAGACCACUGCUUCCCCAGACAUUGAGAGCCCAAACCAAGCCCUAGCUUUGGUUGAGGCAUCACCCCAGGACUCACCUGUGGCCUUCACACAAGCUGCCAGCCCCCCUGAAGAGCCGACCCACUUAGUAGAGGAGCAGGACAGCCCACAGAAGAGUGAGGAGGAGGAGUCACAAGAUAGUGCCUCCUCAAGUCAACCCCAGUGGGUCGACGGACCUGGGAUGGACAAUAUCGAUGUGGCUGAACCCACACCCGAGGGCUCUCCUGAGCCCAUUUCAGAGCCUACCUCUGAGUCUGUGCACUCUGAAAGUGAAGCGGAGCAGCUUGCCUCUCCUAAGGACGUAGACAAUGAACAGAGUGAGCCCAUGGAAGAAGCUGCGAGUCAGCCAGUGGUAGACACUGUCACAGACACUGAGGGGACAUAAUCAUCACUCAGUAGGUAAAAGAUCAUUUUGUAAAGUUGUCUCUUCUUCUCUGUACUCAUGUCAGCAAACCACCACCUCCACCACCACACGGGACAUGACGAAUACUGACUGAUAACAAAUGAUUUUAUCUCUCACAAAUACCAGUGUACUUAAAUAGAAGGCUCGUUAGCUGUUUUAUUGAUAGACAUUUUCUUUGUAUUUUAUUUCCGUUUUUAUUUUUUUAAGUUGUAAUGCCACCCCACCCCCAUUUUAUUCAAUUUUAUCAAAUUUUACUGGAUUUUAUCAAAAAGCCUGCCAAAAUGUUUUAAUUGUAUAUGGGGAAAAUAAGCUUUGACCUUCCUAUGGAAGAGAGUAAGACAUCCUGGCUGUUCAACAACAGAUUGAAAACAGUUUACCACAAUACUUGAAUGUGGCAGUCGCUGGCCCUGUUUCUGUCUCCUCUUAUUUUAAAAAUGCUGCUGCAAAGUUUUCAGUGAAUGCUUUUGUGGUGUCCUACAAUGCUUUCUGUUAUCAAGCAGAACAAAUAGCCUCCGUGCAGUGAGACCAGUACAGCUGCUCAUAAUUGGGAAAAAAUAUGAACAUUUUUAAAAUAAAAACAUGAAAAUGUUGUAUCCCCAGAA
Messenger RNA from Paralichthys olivaceus (Japanese flounder), 5381 nucleotides. Its product is annotated as SR-related CTD-associated factor 8. NCBI's taxonomy places the organism in Eukaryota, Metazoa, Chordata, Actinopteri, Pleuronectiformes, Paralichthyidae. Gene Ontology annotation, molecular function: RNA binding. The record is from RefSeq and is a predicted model, not a curated record. Gene Ontology annotation, cellular component: nucleus.